AUGGCUUUGACGAAUCUUGUUCGCCGCCUUGAGCUACCGCGUGGCUCGCAGUUUAUUAAUGAAGAUGUUAGACCAGUAGCGAGCGAAAGAAGAACAUGGACGUUUCUAACGUUCCAUAACUUUUGGCUCUUGAUCAAUUGCAACAUUGCUACCUACUUGACUGGUAGCGCUCUUAUUCCUCUAGGCUUGACGUGGUGGCAGGCGAUUAUUGCCAUUGUGUUGGGUAAUAUCCUCGCGACAGCUGCACUGAUUCUUGCUUCUUUGGCGGGUGCUUAUUAUCACAUUGGCUUUCCUGUUUUCAGUCGGGCGGUUUGGGGUAUUUGGGGUUCUCAAUUCGUCAUCUGGAAUCGCAUCUUUCUCUCUCUUGUCUGGUAUGGCUUCCAGUCAUGGGUUGGCGGACAAUGCGUCUAUCUCAUGCUCCUGUCAUGGGAUCCGUCCCUCGAAAACCACAUCCCUAAUACGAUCCCUGCCUCGACGGGUAUGACAUCGGCCCAGUUCUUGUCGUACUUUAUCUUUUGCGUCGUUACGCUCCCGUUCCUCUGGAUCCGACCGCACAAGAUACAAAAGUUCUUUUACUUUGCUAGCUCAAUCACCCUCGUCUUCUUCGUGGUGCUAUUGGUAUGGGCCCUCGCGACCAUGGGGUCUGAUGGCUUUGGCGACACCAUCAGCGACAGCACACCUCUUCCGACGACUGGUGGACCGAAUAGCGUUACUUGGUUGUUGAUCUCGGGUAUCAUGUCGACGGUUGGAGGUAUCGCGGCGGGCAUUCUCAAUCAGAACGAUUAUGCGCGUCUUGCUAGACAACCUGGUGCUGCUAUUUGGGGACAGACUUUUGCUUUCCCCUUGUACAGCAUUGGCGCCUCUGUUAUUGGCAUUUUGGUUACGGCUGCUACGCAAAAACGAAUGGGCGAAGCCAUCUGGAACCCUCCUACAUUAUUCGCAGCCAUGUUGAUCAAGGAUCCAACAUCUGGCACACGGGCUGCCGUAUUCUUUGCUGGUCUCGCCCUUUCCAUCUCUCAAAUGGGUAGCAACUUGCCAGGCAACGCACUCUCUGGCGGUAUCGACUUGGCCUCUGUUUUCCCCAGGUACAUCAACAUCCGUCGCGGCGCGUACCUGAUGGCUCUCCUCAGCCCCAUCGUCAACCCCUGGAGACUUGUCAACACAGCUACCGUCUUUCUCACGGUCCUCUCCGGUUACAGUGUCUUCUUGGCACCCAUGACGGGUCUCAUGGUAGCCCACUACAACUUGGUGGCAAAGGGGAAGAUCAACGUCGAUCACCUCUAUGUGGGCCACAGCGAGAGCAUUUAUUGGUACAAGGCGGGUAUCAAUUGGCGUGCAUUUGCAGCGUGGAUUGUAGGUGUCAUUCCACUGAUGCCGGGUUUCAUCGCAGCAGUGAACCCAUCUGUUCACGUCUCAGACGGAGCGACUGAGUUGUAUAGACUCAAUUAUCUCUUUGGUUUCAUGAUGAGCGCAGUCGUGUAUCAUGUCCUUCACUUGGUUGUGCCAGAACAGAAGCUGGACGACUUCAUCAAGGAUGGCACAUCUGCCAAGGACACGCAGCAGAUGUACCAUGAUCGCUGGAACAUGCCCUACACAGAGGGCGAGCCAGGGAGCCAGGAACACAUCAUACCGCACAGCAAGGGACCCAACUCCUUGGCGACUGUCGCGACAUCUUGUUAG
Messenger RNA from Fusarium poae, 1680 nucleotides. RefSeq lists its product as uncharacterized. Gene Ontology annotation, biological process: nucleobase transport; transmembrane transport. The coding region runs from base 1 to 1680 and encodes 559 amino acids. The record is from RefSeq and is a predicted model, not a curated record. The transcript has 6 exons. NCBI's taxonomy places the organism in Eukaryota, Fungi, Ascomycota, Sordariomycetes, Hypocreales, Nectriaceae. Gene Ontology annotation, cellular component: plasma membrane. Gene Ontology annotation, molecular function: nucleobase transmembrane transporter activity.